This is a messenger RNA of Rubroshorea leprosula, 1304 nucleotides long. Lineage: Eukaryota; Viridiplantae; Streptophyta; Magnoliopsida; Malvales; Dipterocarpaceae. The record is from the annotation of a GenBank genome assembly.
CACAAAUUCUCACACUGAUUUCCUUCAAUUCAGUGGGCACUAUGGCGUGUUCCCAUCGGAAAUCGCCUGUUUCCCCCAGUAUCCGGCCGGCAGCGACUUCUGGUUCCUCUGCUAGCAACAUUUUUUUGGUAGUUCUUCUCCGCAGUCGGUGGCAAUCCUAAGCAAGAAACUUCAUGUCGAGCAAUUGUUUAGCGGGUACGUUUCUUGGUGGUUCCUCGCCCAACAAUGGCGACAUUGUUCAUACUGUAAACAAACUUUGGGGUAGAAAGGGGAAAAUAAUUGUUACUUGAGUAGGCAAUAAUACCUUCUUGUUCUAAAUUCCGGAUCCUGCAACUAGGGAAUGGGUUUUCCAUUCCAAGAUUCCAUGGCAUGUGUCUCAAAGAACUCUGUAUCUCCAGCCAUGGAAACCUGAUCUGGAUUUAUCCAAGAUUGAACCCUUGAAGAUGCAAAUCUGGGUUAAAAUUUGGGGAGUUCCUAUGACUUUGUACACGCCUCAGGGGCUAGGAUAUGUGGUUACUGGCUAGUGCCAUUGGAGCCCCUGUCUGCCUUGAUAACGCCGCAGAAGAGUGUGUUUACAUCAAUUAUGCACAGGUAUGUGUUGAAGUGGAUGCAGAUAAAGUUGCUGAUCAUCCAUCCUCGAUCCCUAUUGGUGGUGUGAAACAACAACCAAUGGAGCUUCUCUUUGAGUAUCCAUGGCUCCCUGUGCAUUGUGGAAAUUGCAAGAAGGAAGGGCAUCUUAAAAGGGACUGUACAAGGAAAUUACAAUGGGAACCAACCAAGAAACAAGAAUGGAAACUAAUCUCAAGGAAGAAGACAAAUGAAGAACUCGAGAAAGUGGUUUCUACUGUUGCUACCACUUCUCAUUCGAGCUUGCCUGAUCUUGAGCUAAAUAGUAAACUUCCAGUACCAACCAAGGAUAUACAGAUAGUAUCACCAUCUGUUUUACCUGGUUCAGAUAAAUUGGCCACUUCAACUCGCCAGCUAGUAUCCAUAAAUGAUUCUCAGCAGACAGUUCCUGUUGGUAACCCAUUUACUGCUUUGUAUACCUUGCAAUCUAAUUUGCUAGAGCAAGAGUCUGCCCUUAAACAGAGGAGAUCUAGAGCUGCUUCUCAAGGUGUUGCUAUUGCUACAAAAGCUCUAUUGCCACGACCAAGACAGUCCAAGAAAAGUUUGAACUCCUCAAGUGAGGUUCUUCAGCCCCAGUUAAAAUGAAGAUUCUCUUCUGGAAUGUUAGAGGCAUUAGCACGCCCAAUAAACAAAGAGAGUUGAAAAGGUAUUUUAUGCAAUAUAAUGCUGAUAUUAUU